This is a messenger RNA of Aureobasidium vineae, 1953 nucleotides long. NCBI's taxonomy places the organism in Eukaryota, Fungi, Ascomycota, Dothideomycetes, Dothideales, Saccotheciaceae. The record is from the annotation of a GenBank genome assembly.
AUGUCGAGCUCGGUCGAGAAGUCGGUCAAAGGCGGCACCAAGGUCAAGCUUGCGCCGCCCAAGUCCAAAUAUGUCGAACACAUCCUCCUGGCCACGUCUGGCGGCGAGGCCGGCGUCGCCGAGAUCUUCCGCACCCUGAAAGAGCGUCUACGCGACACCACCUGGACCAUCUGCUUCAAGGCUCUGAUCAUUGUACACCUGAUGAUCAAGGANGGAGAGCGCGAUGCCACCCUCAAGUACCUGGCCGCCGCGCCCAAGAACCGCCUGGCCAUCAACAGCUAUACCGAUGUCCAGACACAGGGCCAGAACAUCCGUCGAUACUCUAACUACCUCAUCCAGCGCGCAGAGUCGUUCGCCGACACGCACAUCGACCACAUCCGCAAUCCCGGUCGCUUGAAGACCAUUCCCAUCGCAAAGGGUCUGCUACGAGAGACGGAAGCAAUCCAGGACCAGAUUAGAGUCUUGAUCAAAUGCGACGUUCGUACCACGCACAGCACUGAAUAUCAAAAUCUGACACAGUACAGNCCUCUCGAGAACGAGCCCGAGAACGACAUUUCGUUGAUGGCAUUCCGCUUGCUCACCAAAGACCUGCUCGAUCUGUUCACUGCCAUGAACGAGGCCGUCAUGAACAUACUGAGUCAGUACUUUGGUGUUUCAACUCUGCUUCAGCCUUCUGACAUGAAACUUCACAGGNNCCAUUACUUCGAACUCUCGAAACCCGACGCCGAACAUGCCAUUGGCAUCUAUAAGACCUUUGCGAAGCAGACAGACCAAGUCGUCCAGUACCUCAGCAUCGCCAGACAAUAUGAACACAUCACCAAGUUGGAGAUCCCGAAGAUCAAGCACGCCCCUACGAGCCUAGCUCAGUCGCUGCAAGAGUACAUUGACGACCAUGACUUUGAAACCAACAGACGACAAUACCUGGCUGAACAGCAAGCAAAGUCUGGCAAACCGGUCAAACCCUCGAGAUCAGUCACCUUUGCCGAAGCCGAACCAAAACAAGAAAAGGCCGGUGCGCCUCAGCCUGCUGCCUCUCAGCCACCACCUGCAAAAGGCCCAGCUCCUGAUCUCAUCGACUUCUUUGGCUCCAUCGAGGACCAGCAACAACCCAUGGCUCAGGCUUCUACUCAGCAAUAUGCUCAACCAACCGGCCAGCCCUUUGGUCAGAUGUACGGUCAGCCCACAGCAGACCCCGCCUUCCAGACAGCUCAGUCGACGAAUCCAUUUGGUGCUCCUCAGCAAUCGCAAUUCAUGGCGCCUCCUACUGCUCAGCUCCAACCACAAUUCACGGGUGCCGGAUUUGGUGGUUAUGGUCCUCAACCCCAACAACAGGUGCAACCACAACAGACAGGCUUUGGUUCAAAUCCCUUCCAGUCGGCUGUGCAGCAACCCUUCCAGAGNCCCGCCCCCUCAGCAGCAGCAACAGUCGUCGUUCAUGCAGCAAGAUCCCUUUUCAUGCAGCAGCAACAACAACAACAACAAGACCCCUUCGCUAUGCAACAACAACCUCCACAAAUGCAGCCACCACCACAACAAGUUCAGCCACAAGCAACCAAUCCUUUCCGCCAAUCAAUGAUGCCUACUGGUCAGAUGAACGGUUUCAUACAACCACAGCAGACGGCUCAGCCUCAGCAGCGUCAGACCAGUAACCCCUUCGCGAGGCAGCCACCUCAACAAGACUCUAUGCAAACCGGCUUCCAACAGCAGCAGCCAUUACAAGCCCAGCCCACAGGAACGAAUCCCUUCGCGAAGCAAUCUCCUCAAAUCUCUCAGCCAACUGGACAGUCAGCAUCAUUUCUGACUCCCGCAGCUACUGGCAGUACAAAUCCAUUCAGGCAGUCCAUGUUUGUCAAUCAACAGACUGGUCAAGGUUGGCAAAACACACCUCAAGCAAGCAUGGGAGGAUGGGAGCAGCUGGAGACUGUCCCUAUCUUUCCUCGUCCCGGACAAUAG